CUCUCCCCGCUGGAAGCCCUCGUUUUAAACUCUCACUUGGGCCUAGUUUUCCGGAAUGACUCGGACCCACGAACCGUUGUCUUUACCCCGCACAGGCCUCACGGAGGAAGCGGAAUCUUACUGCGGCUUCACCCGACCACCGAGGAGACCUGCGGACUUUCCAACUCCAAGGAAUCGAACACCUGUGUUCGGCUGUUUGUUAGCCGUGUUUGCCUGCGACGAUACGGCUUCCAACUGCUCAGCUGCAGCGGCACCGUCCGGCCCGUUAAACCGGUUAGCCUAGACAGAGUGGUGCUCGGUGCCCGCAGCAGAAAUACUCUUUCCUGGGCCGGUAAGCAGUCGUUCUCCAACAGAAUACUGGAGCUCUGCAGCCGGGAAGAGUCGCUGCUAGUCCGCAGAGGGUACCCGCUGCUGCUUCCACGACAUGACCCGGAACAGCAAACAUCACCAGAGUUUCUGGUUUUGGAUUGUAGUCCAGUUAUUCAGGGCCGGAUCACGGCGGACACCUCUCUGGUUCUGACCGAGUGCUGGGACUCAUCGGAGCUUACUGUCGCCCCCUGCAGGCCAAUCAGUCUGUGCAUAUCAGACUUUGCUCAUUAUGCAGACGGCCUUGGAAAUGGCAGGUCCCUCCUGAACAGCAGACGGCUGCUGGACUCUGGAUUCUCAAAUGUCCUGCGUGCGCUGGAGUGCAGUGUUGAUGUUCGUGUGGCUGACACUCGGCAAUGGGCGGAGGUUGGACACCAGGAGGCGGCGACGUUGGACGCAGACAGCAGCGUGUUCAUGAGCAAACGGCUGCUCCUUCGACUGGGACUGUUCAACCGUGAGUGGGUGUGGCUGUGCAGAGUGGGUGAGGCCCACAGACCCUCCACAGAGGUCAGAGAGCGACUGGUCACCGUGGUGGUGGGCGACUCGGCAGAGAGUCAGGAACCACAGAACCAAGAGGACGUAGGCCUUAUAUCUGCCACCCUGUGGUUCAACUUGACUGACGGAGAAAUGGUUCCAGUGAAUAAAUGCACACUGAGGAUGAAGAGGUGGAUGCCUUCUCCUCUGGACCGUGCAGGUCUCUCUGAAAGCUCCUGUCGCUCAGCAUCGCCACCAUUUGCCAACAUGCUCCACGUGCAGCCAGUGGCAUCACCGCUGUACAAGGACCCGAGCAGCUGCUGUGAUCUUCUGCUGUCAGAACACUUUAACUGUCCCAGACUGGUCUCACAGGGUGACAUCAUCACAGUUUCCUGUCAGAACCAUCCAGAACUGGUGGAAAACAAUGCUGAGAACCUCUACAGGUGUUCGGUGCUGUUCUUCAAAGUACAGAAGGUUUGUCCACCAGGGGGAGGAGAAGAUGAUAAAGAUGGAGGAGGAAGUUGUGGAGCCUUCCUGGCCGACAGACUUCACACUUCCCUCUACAUGGGUGCAUCUACCAACAGCUCUGCCCCCUGCUGCUUGGUGGAUGGAAUGUCUCUGGGGACCUCUCUGUCUCCUCCAGGUCUCCACCAGAUUGUUGAUGACCUCUGUGGAAUUGUUCUGCCGCACCUUCACCACAGUAGAUCUCUGUCCAGUUGUACUGUCCUCCUUCAUGGUCCAGCAGGAAGUGGAAAAGUGAUCGUGGUCAGUGCUGCUAGUCGCAGACUGAACCUCCACCUGCUGAAGGUGGACUGUGUCGGCUUGUGCGCCGACACUUCUGCUGCCUCUGAGGUGAAGUUAGCAUCAGUGUUCCAGAAAGCUGCGGCCGUGCAGCCCUGCAUGCUGCUGCUCAGGAACCUGCAUCUACUCCUUCAACCCAAAGGUGGAGCCAGCGAGGAGGACAGCCGAGUCAGUGCGUCACUUUGCCAGCUGCUCAGCAGUGUCCCCACCAGUGUGGUGGUGGUGGGAACCGUUUGCAGACCUCGGGAUCUCUCUGCUGGUGUUGUGACAGCGUUUGUGCAUCAGGUGGCAUUAGAGAGUCCAUCUGAAGAGCAGCGGAGCUCAAUGCUGGUCGGCCUGACCUAUGACCUCCACCUGGGGAGGGAUGUCAGUCUGGAGAGACUCGCCAAGCUCACAUCGGGGUUUGUGUUGGGGGAUCUCAGAGCCCUGGUGGCCGAGGCAGGAAGAGCAGCCUGUAGGAGACUGAGGCUCAUCUGUGGCCGACUGCAGGAGGAGGACCUGUGCCAGACCGGUGUGACCAUCCAGAACCAGGACUUUACCUCAGCACUGGAGACUCUGCAGGACGCUCAGUCCAAAGCUGUUGGAGCCCCAAAGAUCCCGAAUGUGCGGUGGGAGGAUGUCGGGGGUCUGCAGCAGGUGAAGAAAGAGAUCCUGAACACGGUUCAACUUCCUCUGCAACGUCCAGAGCUUCUGUCUCUGGGUCUGAGCCGCACAGGGAUCCUGCUGUACGGACCGCCCGGAACAGGGAAAACACUGCUGGCCAAAGCCGUGGCCACGGAAUGUUCCAUGACCUUCCUCAGCGUCAAAGGUCCAGAGCUGAUCAACAUGUACGUGGGUCAAAGUGAGGAGAACAUCAGAGAAGUGUUCUUUAGAGCUCGAUCAGCGGCUCCUUGUGUCAUCUUCUUUGAUGAGCUCGACUCUCUGGCUCCCAGCAGGGGGCGAAGUGGAGACUCUGGAGGAGUCAUGGACAGGGUGGUGUCGCAGCUGUUGGCUGAGCUCGACGGUCUAGACUCAGCGUCUGGAGUUUUUGUGAUCGGAGCCACCAACCGUCCUGACCUCCUGGACCAGUCACUGCUGAGACCAGGAAGGUUUGACAAGUUGGUUUACGUAGGAGUCAACAAGGAUAAAACCUCCCAGCUACAAGUACUUGAGGCCAUCACCAGGAAGUUCCAGUUGGACCCCGGCCUGGACCUGGAGCUGCUGGUAAACAGCUGUCCAGAUCACAUGACGGGGGCUGACCUCUACGCCCUCUGUUCAGACGCCAUGACAUCAGCGAUCAAGAGGAAAAUCUCCCUCAUAGUAAAAGGUGUGGACUCGGAGGACACGCCCCUCCUCCUCUGUGCUGAGGAUUUCUCCGCAGCCUUAGGAAACUUCAAACCGUCAGUAUCGGAGCAGGAGCUGCUGCGGUACAGAGCCGUGCAGCAGCAGCUGGCUGCCACAUGAGAACUGUGGAGAGACGUCACAUCAUGAAGCAGUAAAUUAUUUAUGUAAUUAUGGAAAGAAAUGUACAAAGUAACAGUGAAAUGUAACAAACUCAGGAAUAUGUAUAAAAUAUUUUGAAUAAACAUUUUAUACAAAUACUAAC
Messenger RNA from Cynoglossus semilaevis (tongue sole), 3226 nucleotides. RefSeq names its product peroxisomal biogenesis factor 6 (gene pex6). The record is from RefSeq and is a predicted model, not a curated record. Gene Ontology annotation, cellular component: cytosol; peroxisomal membrane. The annotation marks the transcript as partial. The transcript is spliced from 18 exons. Gene Ontology annotation, molecular function: ATP binding; ATP hydrolysis activity. Lineage: Eukaryota; Metazoa; Chordata; Actinopteri; Pleuronectiformes; Cynoglossidae. Gene Ontology annotation, biological process: protein import into peroxisome matrix.